Molecule: messenger RNA, 1092 nt
Organism: Aplysia californica (California sea hare)
Lineage: Eukaryota; Metazoa; Mollusca; Gastropoda; Aplysiida; Aplysiidae
Exons: 3
Coding region: 1-546 (181 amino acids)
Molecular function (GO): arylformamidase activity
Source: RefSeq, a predicted model, not a curated record
AUGCUUCUGAAAAGUUCAAGUUUAGAGAGCAUUAAACUCCUGGACUGGGAAAAGGAACAUGGUCGUAUCCCUGACCGCGCCGCCGUUGUCUUCCACUUUGACUGGUCCAAGAAAUUCCUUCAACCUCAGGAGUACGCCGGCUCUAAGGAUAUAGGGAACCUUUUUUCUUUCAGACACCCUGCAGUGAGCGAGGCAGCCGGGAUGUGGCUAGCUGAUGAGCGAAACAUCAAAAUGAUCGCCACCGACACGUUAACCCCUGACCCCCUGGGGCUGACCAAAAGGCAGAUCACAACUUUGCCGAUCCACGUGAGGUACUCUAAAGAGAAACGUCUGAUUGUGGAGAAUCUUAAGGACACAGGAAAACUCCCACCCCGCGGGUUCCGACUGUUCGCCGUCCCCUACAAGUUCGACGGAGCCUCUGGCGCCCCAACAAGGACUUUUGCCAUCACCCACGACGAGUUGGGCACUGGUGGAGCUUCCGUUCUGUCGGCCUCCCUCUUUGGCGUUUUCCUCUCUGUCUGGACGCUGUACUUGUUAAUACACUGAAAUACUUUUUAGUGUUCGUAUGCAUGUGACCCAGAGGGAGAGAAUUAGCUAUCAUAAAUAAGAGAACACAAUACAUCUUUUUUUUAAAUAUUACGUUAAAAUAUUAAAGUUUUACAGCUUUUCUGAGACCUGUAUUCUUUCAUUUUGGCUCCGGUGUUUGUUCCAGGAUUUUACAUCGUAAACAUUGUAAGACUACAGACAAAAAUUAAUCUGGUGGUGUCCAAAACCAUAGUUCUUGGCUUCAAAUUCCCACUAUGCAACAUAAUAAUGACAUAAAAAGAUGGAAUUUAAUUUAAGCUGUCAAAUCGACUUUAUUCUAUACCAUCGUAUGCAUGUGAUCUAGCUUGUUAUUUUUCAUAUACAAGAGUUGCAUGUUAUACGCGCCAAGCUGUCUUUCUUAGACGGUUUUGUCGUUGUUGUUAUUGUAGUUGUUUUUUUUUUUUAACAUUCGUUGUAUCAUUUGUCUUUACUGUUGCCCAUGUUGAAGACAUUAACGUGUUCCAAGAGGAAACCCGGUGAACAAUAAAUCACAGUCUAAACUCAUCA